Molecule: messenger RNA, 7553 nt
Organism: Ceratosolen solmsi marchali
Lineage: Eukaryota; Metazoa; Arthropoda; Insecta; Hymenoptera; Agaonidae
Product: Fatty acid synthase 3
Exons: 23
Coding region: 268-7455 (2395 amino acids)
Biological process (GO): fatty acid biosynthetic process
Molecular function (GO): oxidoreductase activity; fatty acid synthase activity; phosphopantetheine binding
Source: RefSeq, a predicted model, not a curated record
CGCGCUCGCGGUCCUUCAUUAUAUUUGUGCCGCGAGUGGCGUCAAUUUUUGGAAAUCAAGCGGAAAUUUGAACUCUCAUGUUUACGUGCUCAGUCUAAUUUGUAUUACAAUUUCUUCUUCGUCGAGCACGAACGUUUGGGAUAACCGGAACGUCCUGUGCCUCCUGUGCUGCGAUAAGUGAACACUAUCAAUUUUUAUCAAAAACAAAGGGUUUGACAAAGUGCCUUGAAUUACACUAAUAAUAAAGGGUAUAAAAACGUAUUAAAGAUGCCGGUGAAAAUUGAACCCAGAGAUGAGAUUGUUAUCAGUGGUAUAGCGGGCAGAUUUCCCGACUCUGAUAACAUUCACUUGUUGCGUGAUAAUCUUAUGAAUAAGGUUGAUCUCGUAACGGAUGACGACCGUCGUUGGCAAUUAGAUCACCCGGAAAUCCCACAGAGCGUGGGAAAAAUCAAUGGCUUGGAGAAGUUUGACGCCUCGUUCUUCGGUGUCCACUUUAAGCAGGCGCACACGAUGGACCCGAUGUGCCGGAUUCUGAUGGAGCACACCUACGAGGCCAUUAUCGACGCUGGGAUAAAUCCGCGACAGCUUCGCGGCAGCAAGACUGGAGUAUUCAUUGGCGCCUGCUUCUCCGAGUCGGAGAAGACUUGGUUCUAUGAAAAGUUACACAUCAACGGGCUGGGUAUCACGGGCUGCAGUCGCGCCAUGUUGGCGAAUCGCAUCUCCUACUGGCUGGGCGCGACUGGGCCGAGCUAUUCGGUCGACUCGGCCUGCAGCUCGAGCCUCUUCGCCAUGGAACACGCCUACCGAGCAUUGAACGACGGCAUGUGCGAGAGCGCGAUCGUCGGUGGCGUCAACCUCUGCCUCCAUCCCUACGUCUCGCUUCAGUUCUCCAGACUGGGUGUGCUAUCGCCGGACGGACGAUGCAAGUCCUUCGACGAGGCGGCAAACGGCUACGCGAGGAGCGAGGCCAUCUGCGUGGUCUUCCUGCAGAAGGCCAAGGACGCGAAGCGUAUCUACGCGACCUUCGUCCACAGUAAGACGAACUGCGACGGCUACAAGGAGCAGGGUAUCACUUUUCCCUCGAGCGUCAUGCAAGCCACCCUCCUCAAGGAAUUCUACGAGGAGAUUAAGAUACCACCGAGCACGGUGGAGUUCGUCGAGGCCCAUGGGACGGGGACGAGUGUCGGCGAUCCCGAGGAACUGAACGCGAUCGACAAGAUCUUCUGUACCAAUCGCAAGGAGCCCCUCUACAUCGGCUCGAUCAAGUCCAACUUGGGGCACUCCGAGCCAGCGAGCGGACUCUGCUCCGUCGCCAAGGUCAUUAUUGGGAUGGAAACUGGCUUGAUACCGCCAAACUUACAUCUUAAGAACAAGCGCAAGGGAAUCGAGGCUCUAGAGCAGAAUCGAGUUGUGGUUGUUACGGAACCGACGCCCUGGAACGGCGGCUUAGUUGGUAUAAAUUCAUUUGGAUUUGGCGGAGCAAACGCUCACAUCCUUCUCAAAUCCUGGACCAAAGAGAAGGUUAACAAUGGACAGCCGAAUGACGAUUUGCCCCGAGUGGUGGGUGUGUCCGGGCGUACGGAAGCAGCGGUGAUUGCUCUUUUGGAUGAUAUUGAAAGCAGAGUGACGGACGUAGAAUAUGUAAAACUUUUUCACGACAUUCAUUCGGAGGGUAUAAAGGGCCACCUAUUUCGUGGCUACACUAUCUUGCCUCCACGUGGCUACGUUGAACAGCCAAGAAGGGAAAUUAAAAACUACCUGGGAACGAAGAGGCCCGUUUGGUUCCUAUUUUCCGGGAUGGGAUCUCAGUGGCCAGGAAUGGGCCAGUCGCUGAUGCGUCUGCCAGUAUUUGCCGAGGCAAUAAGAAGAUGCGAUGCAGCUCUGAAGCCCCACAAUAUCGAUAUCGUAAAUAUAAUUACGAAGAAGGAUAAAGCAAUUUUCGACAACAUUUUACAUUCGUUCGUUGGAAUUGCCGCUAUUCAGAUCGGUCUCGUGGAUGUUCUACGAUCCGUCAACAUCGAAGCGGACAACGUGAUCGGCCACUCGGUCGGCGAGUUGGGCUGUGCCUACGCCGACGACUGCUUAACAACGGAGCAGAUGAUCCUGUCGGCUUACUCCCGUGGCCUCGCAUCCAUCGAGACGAAGUUCGUGCACGGCUCGAUGGCAGCCGUUGGCCUUGGCUCCGAGGAUCUCAGAGCGAUGUGUCCGCCCGAUAUAGAAAUCGCCUGCUAUAACGCAUCCGACAACACGACAAUCAGUGGCCCCGCAGAGUCCAUGAAGAAUUUUGUCGCCAAACUGCAAGCAAACGACAUUUUCGCAAAAGAAGUGCCAUGCAGCAACAUUCCGUACCACAGUCGCUACAUCGCUGCCGCAGGUCCCAAAUUACUCGCCUACAUGCAUAAAGUCAUCCCCGCGCCGAAACCCCGUAGCUCCAAGUGGUUGAGUACAUCGGUGCCACGUGACAAGUGGAACACCACGGCUGCCCGACUCUCGUCCGCCGAAUACUACACCAACAAUCUCCUCAAUCCCGUAUUGUUCCAUGAGACUGCCCAACUCAUACCCAAGGACGCCAUCGUCAUUGAAAUAGCGCCACACGGUCUUCUCCAGGGCAUCCUGCGACGGUCCCUCGAUCCUACCAUUACCAACAUAUCCCUAACGAAGCGAGAGCACCCAGACAACGUCGACAUGCUCGCCGUGGGACUUGGACAAAUGUUCAACUCCGGACUCCAUCCUCAGUUUGACAAAUUAUAUCCACGCGUCUCGUAUCCGGUGAGCCGCACGACGCCCAUGAUCUCGCCACACAUCAAGUGGAUACACACCGACGACUGGUACGUCACGUCCUACAGACUCCAGGAGAAAAUCACGUCGGGCGAGCGAGCGGUACGUGUCACCUACUCCGACGAGGACUUUGAGUUUAUGGAGGGGCACGUUAUAGACGGAAGGAAUCUCUUCCCUGCCACGGGAUAUUUGAGUAUUAUUUGGGAAACCAUUGGUAUGAUGCGUGGGGAGCUUUACACCGAAGUCCCCAUCGUGUUCGAGGACGUAAGGUUCCUCAGAGCCACGACCCUCACUAAAGACGGUUUCAUCGAAUUCAUCGUUAUGAUUCAGAAGGGUACUGGGAGAUUCGAAAUCAUUGAAAGUGGCACAGCUGUGGUGAUUGGUUACGUGCGCGUGCCAACUAAUAUAUCCGACGAGCGAGUAGAUCCUGAGCUAAUGAACGUUACAUCAGACAAAGAGGAGAUAAUGACAAGUCGCGACAUAUACAAAGAGCUGAGACUUCGAGGAUACAAUUAUUCCGGCCUUUUUCGAAGUAUAUUAAGCUCGACAACCGAUGGCACUAAAGGCACGAUCGCAUGGCAUAAUAAUUGGAUCGCCUUCAUGGAUAAUUUGUUACAGCUGCAGCUUUUAGGCAAAGAUACACGUGGUUUAUUCAUACCAACGGGCAUAUCGAAACUCGUUAUUGAUACGAAAGCUCACCUCCACAUGAUUCGCUCAAUGACCGAGGAUAAUCAAGUAUUUGCUGCUUACACGAACAAAUAUAUCGACAUUAUCGUUGCCGGGGGCAUAGAAAUUCGUGGCCUAAAGCCCAAUGCGAUUGCACGAAAAAAAGUGAUUAGCGAGCCCGUUCUCGAGGAAUCGAAAUUCGUGCCUUACAUGGAUGGAGCACAAGUUAGUCUUGAUGAAAUUGCGCGGCUUACGACGCAUAUCUGUUUGGAGAAUAGCGAGACGAUAAAGGUGAAAACGAUUGAGCUCCUUGAAGAGGCUGACAAUGUUCCCUCCGAGAGCAUUCUAUCUCCUUUCAUACAGAAAGCUCUGAGUGAUAUGCCCUUGAUUCAGUCGGACAUCAGCAUUGCCGGUAUCGACAUCUCCAUCAAAGAAAGCACUCUGCCAAGUAGCAUUUUAAUUAACGACGCAAGGAAAUUAGGUUCCGAUGCCAACACAUUUAUAGCCGUGGGCCAUAAAUUGUUAACACCCGAUCGCGUGAACAAUCUGACUGUGCUUAUCGAUUGUCUACUGGACAAUGGCUUCUUAAUAUCGCGGGAGGAUGCCGGGGUGGCAAAAGAUUUCGAAGAUGAAGCUAAGAAGAGGGGCUUGAUAGCUCUCCUGGCCAAAAGAGUGGGACAAGAAGCGUUUAUUCUUUUGAGAAAGCAAAGUCGCGUGCCUAACAGGGUGUCUGAAAUUUAUAUGAAAAACGAUAAUUUCGAUUGGGUCGAUCAAUUGCACGAGACAUUGACUGAAGAUAUCAAUAAGGAAUAUGCUGCUAAGACGAGGGUAAUUUUCGUUGGUGAAGAUUACGAGAUUGGCUUGGUUGGUUUCUUAAACUGUCUAAAGAGAGAAUUGGGUGGCACAGUCGCCCGCGGUAUACUCAUUCAGGACCCCAAUGCACCCAAGUUCUCCCUUAAAGAGCCUUUGUACGCUAAACAAUUGGAAAAAGAUUUGGUGAUGUCGGUGCUGCGUCCCAAUGGUGUUUGGGGCAGUUACAGGCACUUCCCAUUGCCUCCCUUAACGCAAAUCCCCGUGAGGCAUGUUUGGGCCAAUCAAAGCAUUCGUAAUGAUCUGAGCUCUAUGAAUUGGUUCCAAGGGCCCAUUCAAAAUGACCAACAAAGCGAUAAUCUUGUGAAUAUUGAAUACGCAUCCAUCAACUUUAGAGAUGUCAUGCUGGCCAGUGGAAAAUUGGCUGCCGAAGUCGUGAUGAAAACGAGACAAGCGCAAGAGUGUGUCCUGGGAUUUGAGUUUUCCGGUGUGACAUCGAAGGGCAAACGAGUCAUGGGAAUGAUCGAACAUCAGGCAAUCAGUAACGCUUGCCUCGCCGAUAACGAACUACUCUGGGAAGUGCCAAAUCACUGGACCCUCGAGGAUGCAGCCACUAUACCAUGUGUUUAUGGAACUUGCUACUAUGCAUUGUACAUGUCGGGUAAAAUGAAGAAGGGCGACAAGGUGCUGAUUCACGCGGGCACAGGUGGCGUGGGCCAGGCUGCCAUAAAUCUGGCGCUUCACGAGGGCUGCGAGAUCUUCACGACCGUCGGAACACCGGAUAAGCGUAACUUCAUACGCAAGAACUUCCCGCAGAUUCCCGACGAUCAUAUCGGCAAUUCCCGUAACACGAGCUUCGAGCAGAUGAUCAUGACGCACACGGACGGUCAUGGUGUCGACAUUGUCCUGAACAGUCUCGCCGAGGAGAAGCUUCUGGCGUCGGUACGGUGCUUGGCGAGCGGCGGACGUUUCCUCGAGAUCGGAAAGUUCGAUCUGGCGGCAAACAAUCCGUUGGGCCUCGAGUGCUUCCUGCGCGAAAUAAGUUUCAAAGGAGUCAUGCUGGAUAAUUUCUUUAAAGCCACCGCUGCUCAAAAGAAAGGACUGAGGGACAUGAUUAUUGGUGGAUUGAAGAACGGGGCGAUUAAGCCGCUCGUUAGAACGGUCUUCCAAAAAGAUCAAGUUGAGGCGGCGUUCCGUUAUAUGGCGGCUGGAAAGCACAUCGGCAAAGUUGUCAUUAAGAUCAACGACGAAAAGAAGCCGACGAAGCUUAACGUGGGACUGCCACGUUACUACUGCUUGGAGAAUCGUAGCUACAUUAUCAUUGGAGGCCUGGGUGGUUUUGGUCUGGAAUUGGUCGAUUGGUUGGUGCUUCGCGGGGCCAAGAACGUCGUAAUCACCUCUCGUACGGGAAUCAAAACUGGCUACCAGAGAUCACGUACCGAGGUGUGGGAGAGCUACGGGGUGAAAGUCGCGAUAGUCGUUGGUAAGGAUCCAUGGAUUCGCGAGGACUGCCAGAGCAUCGUUGAAACGGCCAUGAAACUCGGCCCCGUCGACGCUAUAUUUAAUUUGGCCGUGGUACUGAAGGAUGCGUUGUGGAAGAAUCAAACGAGCGAGAUGUUCAAGGAGUCGUUCCGUAGUAAGGCUUGGGCAACGAAGCAGUUGGACAUCAUCUCGAGAAAGCUGUGUCCCCAGUUAAGGCACUUUGUCGUGUUUUCCUCGGUAUCUUGUGGCAGAGGCAACGCCGGCCAAACGAAUUAUGGAAUGUCUAACUCCGUAAUGGAGCGGAUCUGCGAGAUUCGCGCGGCCGAAGGUCUGCCGGCUCUGGCGGUGCAAUGGGGCGCCAUAGGCGAGGUCGGGCUUGUCGCGGACUUGCAGGAGGAUAACAAGGAGCUCGUCAUUGGCGGCACGCUCCAGCAGAGGAUAUCCUCGUGCCUCCAGGUCUUGGAUAAUUUUUUGCAACAAGGGGCAACCGUAGUCUCGAGUAUGGUCGUCGCCGAGAAGAAAGCGGGCAUGGACAGUUCGCUUAGCGUCGUCGAAAGAGUUCUCGAAAUAAUGGGCCUGAAAGACUUAAAGUCGGUGAGUCCGCAGACGUCCCUCGCCGAGCUCGGCAUGGACUCGAUGAUGGCCGUGGAAAUCAAGCAGAGCCUCGAACGCGAGUACGACAUCAUACUGACGGCUCAGGACAUUCGUGGCCUGAACUUCAGCAAGCUCCAGGAUAUGUCGGAGAAGACGACGAUAGUACCACAGCAGAGUCAGGACGUGCUGACGGGUAUGAAGCUUCUCAUGCGCGUCAUCGGCUUGGACAGCCUCAGCUCGGAGACGUGCAUCAAGAUGGAGACCGCCGUUGACGAGGGCAAGGGCGAGCAAAGACAGGUCUUCCUCCUGCCGGGUAUCGAGGGUACAGCCAACCCCUACCGGGUUAUAGCCGAUCAGCUCAAAGUACCAGCCUACGUGCUCCAGCUCAAUAACAUAGGGGGAGAGAGUAUCAGCAUAGAGUCGAUUGCUGAUUAUCUCUUGCCGUUUGUGACUGACAAGAUGGGUGAUCGUAAUGACUUUACACUGGUCGGCUACUCCUACGGUUGCACCAUUGCCAUUGAGCUCGCGAGAAAAUUGGAGGCCAAAGGCAUGACUGGAAAACUGAUUUUCAUCGAUGGCUCUCCAGAUUUGAUAAAGUCCAUCGUCAAUCAACAUUUAACUUACAGCUCUGACGAAGAGCUUCAGAGUAACAUUUUGCUAGGCAUGAUGGACAUUAUCGAUCCUUCAAUGAGUUCGGAGCUCGUCGUUAGCAUGUCGAAUAACACAACGUGGGAAGAAAAGCUUCGGACUUUCACUACGUGCAUACGAAAUUCAUCCGUCUGGGAGUCAAUGAACGAGGAUCAGUUGAAAAUCAUCCCGGAAGUGCGAAAGAGAAUCGUCGCUUUGACAAAGUACGAUACAACCGACCUGAAGCCCAUCAAAUCGCCCAUUACUCUAUUGAAGCCGACGAUGCCGACGAUGCUCUUCGCACCCGAAGAUUAUAAACUGGGCAAGCUCACAACAGGAAAGAUAGACAUUUAUUAUGCUGAGGGAAAUCACCGAACGAUCAUGGAUAAUAUCAAAAUUAUCUUGGCAAUCAACGGUGAUCCCAUCGAGGAUCCCGAUGAAUUUAAGGAGAAAUUAAUGGAAGGCAGUUCGUCCAAGGCUGCGAGCUUAGCGCAAUAAUCAUUAAAACGGGAAUUGCGUGUUCUUGUCUUGUAUAUGAAGUUGUUUCGCGAGAGGAGAACAACGUCACGAAGCUUUUUUUUUUUGUUUGUUUUUUU